This is a messenger RNA of Brassica napus (rape), 1685 nucleotides long. Its product is annotated as CMP-sialic acid transporter 4. The record is from RefSeq and is a predicted model, not a curated record. Gene Ontology annotation, cellular component: Golgi membrane. Gene Ontology annotation, biological process: pyrimidine nucleotide-sugar transmembrane transport. Gene Ontology annotation, molecular function: pyrimidine nucleotide-sugar transmembrane transporter activity. The coding region runs from base 475 to 1554 and encodes 359 amino acids. The transcript has 14 exons. Lineage: Eukaryota; Viridiplantae; Streptophyta; Magnoliopsida; Brassicales; Brassicaceae.
UCCAUUGGAGGUGCUCUUAAUUACUAGUGAGGAUGCUAGCCAUAGACGGCAGUGUUUAAGAAGACUUUGAGUCUGGGUUACUAGAAGUGGAUGGAACCGUUGGGCUGGUCGAGGGCAGCAUCGGUUAAUCUGAAUCAUUGCUUGCUGCUAUGGGUUUGGUUGAAUGCUUGGAGUUGUCAUAGUCUUUGAGUGAAUGGAUGUUUUUUGCUCCUGCUUUAGUUCUGGAUUCUAGUAUUUAUCCGUUUGUUUUGAUUUAACUCGUAAGUUACCUUGAUGUAGGUUUUAGCAGUUUGUUUUUUAGGUUUUGUUUCCGGGGCUAUCUGUUAUCAGCCAGCUUAUAUGGAAAAAAAAAAAUACAAGUCAGUACAAACUAUUAAUUUUGAAGCCCAACACUUGUUAUAUAUUGGACGAAUAGUGUUAAAGCCCAGCAGCAGAGCAGAGAUCAGAUCAGUGAGCUUCCUUGCUUGAUCAACAAUGGAAUACCGCAAAAUCAAAGAUGACGACGAUGAGGUUCAGGAGGAUAACGACGUCGCUUCGGAUCUCGAGAGCUUGAAAGGAAAAUCUCACACCGUUGCGUCGAGUAACAUUGCUCUGGCUACUCUAGGUGGUGGUGGUGGAUCCACUGAGCGUAUAAACUGGAAACGAAAGGGUGUAGUCACAUGUGCACUGACUAUUCUCACGAGUUCUCAAGCCAUACUCAUCGUUUGGUCUAAGCGAGCUGGCAAGUAUGAGUACAGUGUCACUACCGCCAACUUCUUGGUUGAGACUCUGAAAUGUGCGUUAUCUCUGCUUGCAUUAACAAGAAUAUGGAAGAACGAUGGUGUUACUGACGACAACAGGUUGAGCACAACAUAUGACGAAGUUAAAGUCUUUCCCAUUCCUGCAGCUUUGUAUCUUUUCAAGAAUCUCUUACAGUAUUAUAUUUUUGCAUACGUAGACGCACCAGGCUAUCAGAUAUUGAAGAACCUGAACAUCAUAAGUACUGGUGUCUUGUACAGAAUUAUACUUAAGAAAAAGUUGAGCGAGAUUCAGUGGGCGGGCUUCAUCCUAUUGUGUUGUGGAUGCACCACUGCUCAACUCAAUUCAAAUUCUGAUCGUGUACUUCAGACAUCUCUUCCCGGUUGGAUUAUGGCGAUUAUUAUGGCCCUUUUAAGUGGUUUCGCCGGAGUGUACACAGAGGCUAUUAUAAAGAAGCGACCUUCAAGGAAUAUAAAUGUACAGAACUUCUGGCUAUAUGUCUUUGGGAUGGCUUUCAAUGCUGUUGCUAUUGUGAUCCAAGAUUUUGAUGCCGUUGCUAAUAAGGGAUUCUUCCAUGGUUACUCAUUCAUCACAGUACUCAUGAUUCUUAACCAUGCUCUCAGUGGCAUUGCUGUGUCAAUGGUGAUGAAAUAUGCAGACAAUAUCGUAAAGGUUUAUUCAACAUCAGUGGCAAUGCUUCUCACCGCGGUUGUCUCUGUAUUCCUCUUCAAUUUUCAUCUUUCCCUUGCCUUCUUUUUGGGUUCAACGGUCGUCUCUGUUUCAGUAUAUUUGCAUUCAGCCGGGAAGCUACGAUAGUAAAAGAUAAAGCUUUUGAACAGUUGCGAUUUUGUAGUUGGUGUAUAUUGAAUAUACGUUACUGUCUGAAAGUGAAGCUAUGUUGUUGAAACAUUGCAUUUUAUAUAUAUUCGUUACACGUUUUCCAUUUA